Messenger RNA from Priceomyces carsonii, 543 nucleotides. RefSeq names its product mitochondrial 54S ribosomal protein mL58. The coding region runs from base 1 to 543 and encodes 180 amino acids. Gene Ontology annotation, molecular function: structural constituent of ribosome. Lineage: Eukaryota; Fungi; Ascomycota; Pichiomycetes; Serinales; Debaryomycetaceae. The transcript has a single exon. The record is from RefSeq and is a predicted model, not a curated record. Gene Ontology annotation, cellular component: mitochondrial large ribosomal subunit.
AUGUUAAAAGGAGGCAAAUACUCGUUGAAAGCCCUUCCAUUCCAGCCUGUGGCUAAGAAUAAAUUCAACGACAAGAGAUCUACAUUUAAUUUCAAAGCACUGCCAACUAAGGGAUUAGUAUAUAAUCCUCCGGCAGCUAUAAUCUCUCCCGCAAUCAAGACACCAAAGGCCUUUUUGCCAAAGAAUGAUCCAAGAUUAAAACUUGAAGGGAAGUUUAAGACUUAUACUAGCGAGGAAUUGGAAGACUAUCCGAUAAUUUACGGAUACUCAAAGGAGAAAAGUUAUAAUAUAACUCCCCAAAUGGUUAAGCAAAUAGUAGAAUUAAGAAAUCAAAAUCCGGCAGAGUGGACUAUCUCUAAGUUGGCAAAGAAAUUUGGUAUUGAUCAAAUGAAGGUGAAUGUUAUAACGGGACUAAACAAACAAAGAGUGGAGCAAAUAGGAGAAGAAUUGGAUGCAUUCAAGAAGACAUGGCCGACUUCUAAGUUGAACUCUAGAGAGGAUAGAAAGAAAAGAGUAAGUAUGUGGUUGAGAAAUGAAUAUUGA